Arabis nemorensis is the source of this 1176-nucleotide messenger RNA. Lineage: Eukaryota; Viridiplantae; Streptophyta; Magnoliopsida; Brassicales; Brassicaceae. The record is from the annotation of a GenBank genome assembly.
AUGAAACGAAAGCAGCAGCAAGACGACGACGCAGUAGACUCUUGUGCCAGUAGUAGCUCCUCCAACUCCAUGAAUACUGCUGACUUGGUUUUGCAGUCACCUUCCUAUCUGUCACAGAAACAGGACUACAUCUUCCAUGGAGGGAGGCGCCAUGUGAGACCCUACUACUUCGAGUUUAUAUCUCAUGUGAAUAAACGCUGGGCGGGGAAAACAAUUCUUGAUUUGUUCGCCGAUGAAUUCAAAGGCCGACCUCGUGAAUAUUAUCUUGGUGCAAUCAAAUGUGGUAGAAUUAGAGUUGAUGGAGAAAUUGUACCCGUUUCAUACGUUGUGAGAUCAUCCCAAAAGAUCACCCAUUUCCUCCACAGGCAUGAACCACCGGUGAUGACUGACGAUGUCAUGAUCCUUGUGAAAGAACCCGACGUAGUUACUGUCUGCAAACCAGCUUCCAUUCCUGUGCAUCCAUGUGGUCAAUACCGUAAGAACACGGUUGUUGGAAUCCUUGAGGCUGAGCAUGACAUGGGCCCUCUAUUUCCUAUUCACCGAUUAGACCGUUUAGUUUCUGGAUUGCUCAUCAUAGCAAGAAAUGCUGCAAAAGCUGAUUUUUUCAGGCAGCAGAUUGAGGGUGGAAUGGUGAAGAAGCGUUAUAUUGCAAAGGUUAUUGGGGUGUUCCCAGAAGAUGAGAAAAUAGUUGAAGCCAACAUAAAUUAUAAUGGCAGCGAAGGAAGAAGCACGGCAGAGGACGCUAAAUCUAGUGGUGAUGAUAAGAAGGUGAAGGGGAAGCCUGCGUGUACCAAGUUCACUAGAAUCGAUACAAAUGGGACUCAUAGCCUCGUCUUGUGUGAACCAGUGACAGGGCGAACUCAUCAAAUUCGAGUGCAUCUACAAUAUACUGGACAUCCCAUAGCAAAUGACCCACUUUAUCUUAAUCAACACAUGGAUAAUCUUGAGACCUUGAUUGCAAAAAGAAUUGAUGCGGGUGAGAAAAAGAUGGUCUCCCCAGAUGACUACGUGUAUUCCAGUGAAGAUUUCAGCAUCGAUCCAAUGUGCACGAACUGCCCAAAGUUGAUCCCACAAGGGUACGAGGAGCAUGACGAGGCUCUUUGGUUACAUUGCGUUCGAUACUCUGGAACGGGCUGGGAAUACGAGUGUCCUUAUCCAUCUUGGGCAUCCCUUUAA